This is a messenger RNA of Pleuronectes platessa (European plaice), 1719 nucleotides long. RefSeq names its product nitrilase 1 (gene nit1). The transcript has 6 exons. The coding region runs from base 276 to 1142 and encodes 288 amino acids. Gene Ontology annotation, molecular function: hydrolase activity, acting on carbon-nitrogen (but not peptide) bonds, in linear amides. The record is from RefSeq and is a predicted model, not a curated record. NCBI's taxonomy places the organism in Eukaryota, Metazoa, Chordata, Actinopteri, Pleuronectiformes, Pleuronectidae.
AUAUCAAACAGCAGAGAAGAAGAAUGUAAACUUCCUGUUUCACAGCGUUCACCUAAAAACAACCGAACAUUAGAAUGUGUAUGAAACAAGGCACGUGACCUCGGACCGAUGUUCAGAGCCAGGUGCAUUCUGGGAUCAGCAGCCUGGAGACUCCACAACAGCUGCACCUUGAUGUCCAGUUAAUAAGUGACUGGUGCAGUUAAUAACCAGCUCCGGUGACCUGACCUGCUUCCUGUGGCUGCAGCUGCUCACUGGUCAUUCACCCGUCCUCCAGGAUGUGUGCAGCUCCUCACUCGGUGGCUGCAGUCUGUCAGGUGACCUGCACCCCCGACAAGCAGGCCAACUUCUCUGCCUGUGAGCGUCUGGUGGAGGAGGCCAAGGAGCGCGGGGCCAGCAUGGUCUUCCUGCCCGAGGGCUUCGACUACAUCGGCUCCAGCAGAGAGGAGACGCUGUCGCUGUCCGAGAGCCUGACGGGAGAAACCAUCUCCCGCUACGCCCAGCUGGCCAGGAAGCUGCUGGUGUGGCUGUCUCUCGGGGGGUUUCAUGAACGGGGACAUGACUGGGAGAGGGACAGACGGAUCUACAACACUCACAUCAUAAUGAAUGAUAAAGGGGACAUUGUGUCCGUCUACAGGAAGUCCCAUUUGUUUGACGUGGAGCUGCCAGGAAAAGGUGUUUCCCUCAAAGAAAGUGGCUUCACCAUCCCGGGACCCUCCCUGGUGUCUCCGGUCCAAACUCCCAUCGGCAAGGUGGGUCUGGGGAUCUGCUACGACCUGAGGUUCCCUGAGUCGUCUCUGGCCCUGAGGCGCCACGGGGCCGACAUCCUCACGUACCCAUCGGCCUUCACUGUCGCCACUGGGGCUGCUCACUGGGAGGUGUUGCUGCGAGCCCGAGCGAUCGAGACCCAGUGCUUCGUCCUGGCAGCAGCUCAGGUCGGCCGGCACCACGAGAAGCGCUCGUCGCACGGCCACGCCCUCGCAGUGGACCCCUGGGGCCAGGUGCUGGGCGACUGCGGGGGGGAGAGCCCUGGCCUGGUGCUGGUGCAGAUGGACCUGGACCAAGUCGGCAGCACUCGGAGGAACAUGCCGGUCCAGCAGCACCACAGAGACCCGGGCUUCUACCUCAGCCUGGAGGACGCCUGACUUCAAGAGAGGAGCACGGUGAAAAGAAAACAGGAUGAAGAGGUCAAAGGUCAAGAGCAUAUUUCUAAAACAUGACAGGUUUUGUGUUUUUACAUUGAUGUGAUUCUGUCAGAUUAUUAGAGAGAUGAAAUCCAGAAAUCAUUUUCAUUCUGCUUGAUCAGAAGCAACAGAUGCAUAUUUAGAAAAAUGACUUCUGGCUCCUGAUUCCAAAGACAAAUCAAAGUUACUUCAAACAAUAAUCAAUGAAUGUGAUAUUUAUGAACUUUUAAAGCUCUGUGCUGUUCACUGUCCUUCAGGAUCGGACUCGGACAUGUACAGUUGAUUUGAUUUUAGAUUUACAUUCAGUUUUCCUUCUGUCACGCUUCAGUAAAGUGAGUUGAAUGGAGGCCGUGGAUGGACCAGGACAUUCAGGACUCUUUAGUUUCAGCCUCUGAGGUUUCAAGCUGCUGUAGAUACAAGAACAAGUAGCUCAUUAGUUUUUAAAGGACCUUUCUCUAGUGGUAGAAGGAGCUGGUGAAAUGAUUUCAUGUGUCUAAGCAUCACUUCUGUGCAAUAUCUAAUAAAUACUGUCACUGAA